AUGGAGGUUCAAAAAAAGCCUUAUAAUAAACCAAAACACAAAUAUCGGGCCAAAAAUCCUUCUAAACCCUCUAACGAAGAAGAAAAGCACCCCAAAGACAUCGAGUUUUCCAACCCAAGGCCCAAUAAAGCUUCAAAAAACAAGCAAAGCAGAUGGCAAGUCAACCAAGGAUCUGAACAAUGUUCAGAACUUGUCAACAAGCUAAAAAACAGAGAACUCGAAUGCAUUAUUUGCAUAAACCCAAUUGGCUGGAGAGCCAAAAUUUGGACUUGUGAAGUCUGCAGAAUUCCAGAGCAUCUCAGCUGCAUUAAAAAGUGGCGAGACAGUGCAGGACUCACCUGGAAUUGCCCUGCAUGCAAUUUUUCAUACUCAGAUGAGCCAAAAUACAAGUGUUUUUGUGGGAAAGUUGAAGACCCCCUGCCUCAGCCUAUGAUUCCUCCACACUCUUGUGGGGAAAUUUGUGGCCGUAAGAGAGGCGAGGACUGUCCUCAUCUAUGUCCACAGCAAUGCCACCCUGGGGCUUGUCCACCUUGUACGUCGAUGGCACCUAUUCAAAACUGUCCUUGUGGAAAAACCAUGUAUCAGACUUUGUGUAAGGACAAGGCAAAUAUCCAGACAUGUGAAAAUAUCUGUGACAAAAUUUUAGCUUGUGGGUCACAUAGGUGUAAAGAAAAAUGCCAUGCUGGGGAAUGCAAAAACUGUGGAGUGAAGAAUUGGGUUAUUUAAAAAAAAUUAGAAAAAAUUUAAAAAAAAUAUAUUUAAUUGAGUUUUUUUGUAAAAAAAUAGAUGCCAGAAGAAUCUUAGAAGAUGUCCAUGUGAUAAAGAAGAAAUUCUGGCAGAUUGUGGGGUAAAAGAACUAUCAUGUGGGAAUUAGAUUAGAUUAAUUAUGGUAUUUAUAGUCCUCACUUCCUGAAGCGCCAUGCCUUCCGCAGGCGAACGCAUGCAGGGCAGGCCCACUCAAGGCAGCUUGAGCCCGGACCGUGCCCCCGUUUCUCGGCUGAGGCAUUUUCCCUCCUGAUCUGAAAAAACAGAUUUUUGCGGGAACUUCCAUUUCUCACCCAAGUGCUAAAAUUGCCUAACCCUGCGCGGCUUAGGCCCAGAUCGUCACAUUGAGGGACACUUUUAAACUGGAGCCACAAAAGCAUCUUAGACAGGUAAAUCGCCUUGCCUCUAUCGGACACCCAACUGAGCCUGAGUACUGCUGGUAAAACAAAAAUGCAAAAAACUUCUUCUCGAGGCUAAACCAACCCUUGGGCAGCUCUUUGCACCAAAAAUCGAAUCCGGAUAUACAUAAGGAUCACGAAUAUUAUCAUGUGGGAAGAAAUGUGAAAAAAUUCUGAGCUGUGGAAACCAUAAAUGCCAAAAAAUUUGCCAUGAAGAAUACUGUGGCGAUUGCGAAUUUUUGCCAAGCAAAGUGAGCACUUGCCCUUGUGGUAAAAGUUCCCUGGAUUUACUACUAAUUGAGCCAAGAAGUUCUUGCUUAGACCCAAUCCCAUCCUGCUAUAUGCCCUGCAAUAAGACCCUUCCAUGUGGCCACGGUUGUAAAGUCUCAUGUCACAUCGGAAAAUGCCCUCCUUGUACUCUAAAACAAGAAGUCCCUUGCCGCUGUGGGCUUUCUCAGGGAUUUCUGACCUGUUCUGAUCUUACAUCCGGCAAAACCUUACUCUGCAACAAGCCUUGCAACACCAAAAAAUCAUGUAAAAAGCACCGAUGUCAAGAAAUCUGCUGCUCAGUAAGCGGAGAAAAGCACCACCCAUUCCACCAAUGCACAGAAAUCUGCAGAAAAUUGCUUAACUGCGGCAUCCACAGCUGCUUACUACACUGUCACUUAGGGAACUGUGAGCCUUGCAGUGUCUUAUACAAAGAACGCAAAUUCUGUGCCUGUGGAAAAACCUACAAAGACCCACCUCUUAGAUGUGGAACUAGCGACCUAACUGUCCCUUGUACAGAGAAGUGCAGCAAGCCUUUGCCAUGUGGCCACAACUGUCAAAGCAUCUGCCACCCUGGGGACUGUCCUCCUUGUUUUGCCUUAAUCGAAAAGCCUUGCAAAUGUGGAAAAAUGUACAGGCCAGUCCAAUGCAACGUAAAAACAGUCUCCUGUGGCAAACCAUGCAUGAAUCCUAAAAAGUGUGGCCAUCUCUGUACCUUAAAAUGCCAUAGCGGAGAAUGUGAACUAGAGCCCUGUACUUCUAUUUGUGGCAAGAAAAAGCCUAGCUGUGACCAUACCUGCAUCCUAGUCUGCCAUGAAGGUCCUUGUCCAAUCAGCCAAUGUGAAGUGGGCGUCAAAGUCUACUGCAGCUGCAAAAUGCAGUUUGAGAUCAGAAAAUGCUACGAAAAUAAAGAAAAAGAAUGCACAGCCGAAUGCGAAAGCUUACAAAGAGCUAAAAAUAUUCAAGAAGCCUUAGGUUCUGGACAUGCUGAAGAUGAGACUUAUUCAGAAAGCUUGGUCGAGUACGGAAAAGCCAACCCAGACUUCUUGUCCAAGCUCGAAAAAAAGCUAGACGAAAUUUUGACCAAAAAAACCAAGGUAAAUUUUUUGCCACAAAUGAAAGCAGAACACAGAGCUUUUUGCCACGAGCUUAUCGCUGACCAUUACAACCUUGAGACUCUUUCACUUGAUCAGGAGCCUUAUAGGUCUGUUCUUGUAUAUAUGACUGAAAACGCGAAAAAGCCUAAGCCUCUAUUAUCGCAUUUUAUUAAUUUAGUGAAGCAAGGUAUUGUAAAAGAGCCUGACAAGGCUGAGUAUAUGGCUUCAUUGCUAUUUUACCAGCUUUCUGCAGCUGUUGUCACUGACGAUCUGUUAGAUGUCUUACAAAAAUACCAAAAAGAGUUUAUUAUAGAGUGGGUUAACGACCAUUCAGCAUAUGCCCACUUUUAUAGCUAUAACCAGUGUAAUGAAGCAUAUAAGAUGCUUCAAAGAAUCCCAGGGCAGUACUCGGUGGUGAAGAUGAUUAAUCAUACGAAGACGGAAGGGACUGAAGGGUUUAAGAAAAAGUUCAGGAACACCAAGAAAAAAGCUAUGGAAUUUACUGAUGAGCUGCCAGAGAAGCCACAAGAAAGCUCAGACCCUAUAAAUGAGCAGCCCAGCAGUCCUAAAGCCGCUUCUCAGUAA
Blepharisma stoltei is the source of this 3112-nucleotide messenger RNA. Lineage: Eukaryota; Ciliophora; Heterotrichea; Heterotrichida; Blepharismidae. The record is from the annotation of a GenBank genome assembly.